Molecule: messenger RNA, 2073 nt
Organism: Cryptomeria japonica (Japanese cedar)
Lineage: Eukaryota; Viridiplantae; Streptophyta; Pinopsida; Cupressales; Cupressaceae
Product: RHOMBOID-like protein 9, chloroplastic
Exons: 7
Coding region: 312-1958 (548 amino acids)
Cellular component (GO): membrane
Molecular function (GO): serine-type endopeptidase activity
Source: RefSeq, a predicted model, not a curated record
AAGCGGAUUCUUUUGAAUGGUUAACGUAGAUUUGAUAAUCUAUAUCUAUCUCCCCAUUAGUCCGCAUGGAUUGAAGGGGAUGGGCUCCCAAAUUUCUUUUUCCUAUUAUUUGAAAUGAGAUUUGUCCAUUAAGAUUUAAAUGGUGGCUGAUAAGAUUUAAAGGGUGGCUGAGGACGACUGCUUUUGAACGAAACCGAACAGCCUUCAGUGUACGGGAUUACCAUAACACCCAUCCACCUGCUGGCUGCUAAGAGAAUGUAUCUGUGGGAAUUACUUCCAGAGCAGGAUUAUUCAUAGUCAUACUAUCUUCCAUGAGAAGUAUGUACCCACUCUUUUCGAGUUCUUUAUGCAGGGAUUCACUCUGUGGUGAUAUGCCUCCAAUGGUACUGUCUGAAUCGAGUCUUUUUCAAGGUUUAAAUAGAAGACAGCAUAGUGUCUGCAACUGUAUUCGAUGGGUUGGAUCAGAAAAGAGAGUGAAACUGUCUCAUGUGAGAUAUGUAAGAUUGAACAAGGAAAAUAGUGCAUACUCAAGCCUUUAUAGAGUAGCCAAAAAAUCGGAGAACAUCUACAGAAUGCUGCUAAUUUCUGCUGAAUAUAGUGGAAAUGAUAAAAGUCCCUCAAUGACUCAUAAUUUGCUGGAAUCAGAUUCAGGCAGAGCCAAUCAGAGAGAUGGCCAUGGCUUGCAGGCCUUUGGUUCUGAACAGAAACACACAGCACACAAACAAUUAGGCUCCUUAGAUUCCUAUUUCAGUAAGCUUCAUGGAAAAGAAGAUAAGAGCCAGAGUGUUGCUAUUUCACCAGAUCGAUCUCUAGCUGCGGAUGUUUCUAUUGUAGAAUUGCAGCCAAAGCCAGAUGAAUUUAUAUCAAUACUGCCAUCUGAAGAAAGUCAAUCUACCAAAGAAGACAAGAAGACUACAAUGAAAACAGAUCUAAAUAUGUUAGAAAGUUAUCUUGAGAAACACGUUGUAGGUGCAAAAGAACCUUCUAAAGACAAUAUCCCUAGCAUUAGUCAAAAUGAUAGAACUGGAAAUGACUUAACAUCUGAAGAAGAUGAGUUUGCUAGAGAGGUUUUAGAUUUUGUGAAUUUGUUGGAAAAGAAAUUGGAGUCUUCAAAGCAAGAAAAGGCUUCAAAGUUGACUGAAGACAAGAAAGGAUUCUUCGAUGAGCUCCUUCCUUCAUAUGAUGGACGUUACAAUUCUUAUCUGAUAAAUAUUCUUGUUGCAAUCAACAUUGCAGUUUACCUCUUUGAGCUUGCAAGUCCAGUUAGAGGUUCAGAUAUUGGGAGCGUAUCACUGCCCCUACUUUAUGGAGCAAAGAUAAAUGAGCUGAUUUUGGACGGUCAAUGGUGGAGAUUGAUAACACCGACAUUUUUGCAUUCUGGAUUAUUGCACGUUGCCUUCAGUUCCUGGGCACUUCUCACAUUUGGACCUCUGGUUGAUAGAGCCUAUGGAUCACUUGCAUUUUGCAUGAUUUACUUCCUUGGAGGAAUUUGUGGAAACUUGAUGAGUUUUUUCCAUACACCAGAUGCUACCAUAGGUGGUACGGGUCCAGUAUUUGCCAUUAUUGGUUCUUGGGUCGUGUAUCUAUUCCAAAACAGGGAGGCAAUUGGAGAGGACACUGCAGACAUUAUGAUUCAGAAAAUAGUUCUUGCCAGUGCAAUAAGUGUUGGCUUGAGUUUCCUGACCCCUAUUGAUGAUUGGACACACUUGGGAGCAGCAUGCGCAGGCCUCUUAUUUGGGAUUCUAGUUUGCCCUGUUCUAACUAAUGGGCCUUCCGAAAAACUAUUAUCUGAACUUGCAGAUGAUGGUCAAGACGGAUUUCUUCUAGUCAGGAGGAGAGACCCCAGGAGAUUAUUUACAGUAUUCACUCUUUUUGUGGCUACUUUAGUUACUGUUUUCUUUGUCUUUGCUCCUUUUAUUACUGAAUUCCACUUUCCAGACAUGAGUGAUAAUUUCUAGUUCUAACAGAUAUUAGAUGAUAAUUUGCCUCAGUUUACUCUACAAUUUUGAGCAUUUCUGACAUUAUUAUUCAAGAGUAUCAUAAUCUGGCCUCCUUUCUGUGGGUUUGCAUUCA